AAAAAUAUUAAUCAUCACACAGGGGUAAGAUAGCUAUUGGAAAUUUGAAAACCUCAAAACCAAAAGCUGGUGUAAUUUUCAACCGUCCAAGCUAUAGCAACAUUCACCCAAGGGAGCCACCAAUCUCAUCCAUAUAUGGUCCAUAUUCAAAACAAUAAGAUAAACCAAUGGCCAUGCAUGCAUAUGCCACCACCUUCAAUAAUGUCAAUGUCCCCAUCAUCAAACUUACAGAAUCACCCCCAGAAUUUCACUCUAUUCCCACUACCACCAUCCCUCUUUGUCCUCCGUCUCUACUUCUCUAUAUAUACACCCUAACCGAACCUUCCCUCUUCAUCGAUCCUAGUUCUUAUUUCUUAAACCAUAAAAAUAUGGGUUCCCUCACUCACAUUGUGGAAGACUGCAUGGGCGUUCUCCAACUCUUUAGCGACGGUUCCGUCCAUCGCUGCUCUUUGAAAGACAUAAACUUCCCGUUUCCAGCCGUUAACGACAACUCCGUGGACUUCAAAGACGUCGUUUUCGACAGAAAGCUCAACAUUUCCCUACGUGUGUACAGACCUAAAAGCCAUGCGUCCCCGACGCCCGCAAACCUUCCCGUGGUGUUUUACUUCCACGGGGGCGGUUUCUGCGUUGGCUCGCGGGUGUGGCCCAACUGCCACAACUGCUGCAUCCGCCUGGCAUCUGAGCUCAACGCGCUCGUCGUGGCGCCAGACUACCGGCUCGCCCCCGAGCACAAGCUCCCGGCAGCGGUGGAUGACGCGUUGACUGCGGUGGAGUGGCUGCAGAGGGAGGCUUUGAUGAGUGAGGGCAGUGGUGAUUGUGAUGCAUGGCUGGGUGGUGGUAUGGUUGAUUUUGACCGGGUUUAUGUGGUGGGCGACUCAUCAGGAGGUAAUAUGGCUCACCACGUGGCCGUACGGCUCGGAGCCGGGUCUGUCAAGGUGGCGCCGGUGCGGGUACGCGGAUAUGUGCUUUUGGCGCCAUUUUUUGGUGGAGUGGAGAGGACAAAGUCGGAGGAGGGUCCGUCGGAGACGUUUUUGAAUUUGGAGAUACUUGACAGAUUUUGGAGGCUGUCAUUGCCAAAAGGAGAAACCAGGGAUCAUCCAAUGGCCAACCCAUUUGGACCAAACAGCCCCAGCCUUGAGGAGGUGGAUCUUGAUCCCAUCUUGGUUAUUGCGGGUGGCAAUGAAAUGUUGAAAGAUAGAGUGGAGAUCUACUCGAGGAGACUGAAAGAGUUGGGAAAGAAGAUUGAGUAUGUGGAUUUUCAUGGACAACAACAUGGCUUUCUCACAAAUGAUCCAUACUCAGAAGUGGCAAAUGAAGCACUACAAGUUAUUAAGAGAUUUAUGAUUGAAAACUCCAACUAAAAAUAUCAUCAUCUUAAUUAUCGGUUCAGUUUCCACUUCAUUGAAUAUUUUGUUUCUUCCUUUUUGAGUGUUUGAGGUUUUGUAAGUUUGUAGUGUACAAGAACUUGAUUAGAGAUAUUGUUUGUCCUUGUGCACCUAUUAGUUCUGCGUUAAUUAGUCCUUCUGCACUUACUAGUUCUAUGGUGAUAGUCCUCUUGUAAUUUGGUCUGCCUUUGAAAAUCAGAGUAGUGAUCAUAUAUAUGUUUGGGGUUUUGAUCUAUAUCAUAAGGCAGACCCUUGGUAAACCA
Rosa chinensis is the source of this 1648-nucleotide messenger RNA. Its product is annotated as probable carboxylesterase 15. NCBI's taxonomy places the organism in Eukaryota, Viridiplantae, Streptophyta, Magnoliopsida, Rosales, Rosaceae. The record is from RefSeq and is a predicted model, not a curated record. The coding region runs from base 168 to 1361 and encodes 397 amino acids. Gene Ontology annotation, molecular function: hydrolase activity. The transcript has 2 exons.